AUGAGUCGACUCAUCUGUGGAGGGGCUGCCGGAAUUACUUCAGUCACCGUGACAUAUCCCCUUGACAUUGUUCGGACGCGACUGUCUAUCCAGUCAGCCUCGUUUGUCGCUCUCGGCCAACGUGAUGCCAACGAGAAGCUUCCGGGCAUGUUCAAAAGCAUCGUCCUGAUCUACAGGAAUGAGGGUGGCGUUAUUGCACUUUACCGCGGUAUAAUCCCAACAGUUGCUGGUGUUGCUCCAUACGUUGGUUUGAAUUUUAUGACAUAUGAAUCUGUCAGAACAUUUUUAACGCCUGAGGGCGAGAAGACCCCUAAUGCUUUGCGCAAAUUAGUGGCUGGUGCAAUCUCAGGAGCAGUGGCACAAACUUGCACUUACCCAUUUGAUGUCCUGCGACGGCGUUUCCAGAUAAAUACCAUGUCGGGGAUUGGGUAUAAGUAUACAUCCAUCUGGGAUGCGGUGAAAGUUAUUGUAGCCGAAGAAGGGCUACGUGGGCUCUUCAAAGGCAUUGUUCCCAAUCUUCUCAAAGUGGCACCCAGUAUGGCUAGUAGUUGGCUCAGCUUUGAGUUGACAAGGGAUUUCCUUGUGGGUUUAGAAGAUAACUGA
Messenger RNA from Aspergillus tanneri, 603 nucleotides. RefSeq names its product putative mitochondrial carrier protein. The transcript has 3 exons. Lineage: Eukaryota; Fungi; Ascomycota; Eurotiomycetes; Eurotiales; Aspergillaceae. Gene Ontology annotation, biological process: transmembrane transport. The record is from RefSeq and is a predicted model, not a curated record. Bases 1 to 603 code for a protein of 200 amino acids.